GCAGCAUUCACUCUCCUCCUGGGUCCUUUCACCUUCUUCAAUGUGCAGAAGACCAAGUAUCUUCAAAUCAUGACGUCUCUCAUGAGAUGGAUAGCUUUCAUCCUCAUGAUUAUUCUGGCUCUCAUCCGUAUUGGCAGAGGCCAAGCUGAAGGUCACCCGUCCGUGGCCCAGCUGCCAGGCAUCCGCAAUCUCUUUGGGGUGUGUGUCUACUCCUUCAUGUGCCAGCACUCCCUGCCAUCCCUCAUCACACCCAUCUCCAAGAAGAAGCAUGUCAACAAGCUCGUGCUGCUCGAUUACUUGCUGAUCCUGGCUUUCUACAGUCUCCUGUCCUUCACUGCCAUUUACUGCUUCCGCAAUGACACCCUCAUGGACAUGUACACGCUCAACUUCACCAACUGUGAGAUCAUCAACGUUGCCUUCAUUCGUUACUUCCUGGGCCUCUUCCCUGUCUUCACCAUAAGCACCAACUUCCCCAUCAUUGCAGUGACCCUGCGCAACAACUGGAAGACCCUUUUCCACAGAGAAGGGGGGACCUACCCAUGGGUGGUGGAUAGGAUUGUCUUUCCUGCCAUCACGCUGAUUCCCCCAGUGCUGGUGGCUUUCUGCACCCACGAUCUGGAGUCCUUGGUGGGGAUCACAGGAGCCUAUGCUGGGAACGGGAUCCAGUAUCUCAUUCCAGCUUUCCUUGCGUACUGCAGUCGGAAGGACACUCGGCUGGUCUUCGGCAGUGGGACGGUUAACAAGCACCUCUCCCCUUUCCGGCACACCUGCUGGAUUGUGUUUGUGCUCAUAUGGGGCUUUUCUUGCUUUGUGUUUGUGACUGCAAACAUUGUCCUGAGCGAGUCAAAACUCUGA
This is a messenger RNA of Fulmarus glacialis (Northern fulmar), 855 nucleotides long. Its product is annotated as transmembrane protein 104. The transcript has 2 exons. The annotation marks the transcript as partial. The record is from RefSeq and is a predicted model, not a curated record. Lineage: Eukaryota; Metazoa; Chordata; Aves; Procellariiformes; Procellariidae.